Acipenser ruthenus (sterlet) is the source of this 5492-nucleotide messenger RNA. Its product is annotated as protein polybromo-1-like. The coding region runs from base 129 to 5165 and encodes 1678 amino acids. Gene Ontology annotation, cellular component: RSC-type complex. Gene Ontology annotation, biological process: chromatin remodeling. The record is from RefSeq and is a predicted model, not a curated record. The transcript is spliced from 30 exons. Lineage: Eukaryota; Metazoa; Chordata; Actinopteri; Acipenseriformes; Acipenseridae. Gene Ontology annotation, molecular function: protein binding; chromatin binding.
UUUGCAGUUGUCGUCGGAAGUGGGGGAAGUAACAACUGGGGGCUUGUCUGUGUAUCAAACUGCUUGGUUUUACAUUACAUUUCUAAAUUCACCUGGUUUUAUUACCCCUCUUGAAGUAGGGUUUUAUUAUGCAUCGAUCCAAAGGUAUUGCUUCUAUGGGUUCCAAAAGGAGAAGGGCAACAUCUCCUUCCAGUAGUGUAAGUGGGGGGGACUUUGAUGAAGGACAGACUUCAAGCUCAACCCCAGUGAGUGGCAGAAAGCGGAGAAGAGCAUCUAAUAUCCCAACUGUCGAUCCAGUAAGUGGAUUUCACAGUAUUGUUCCGCCUUUACAAAGAGACAAUGAGAACAGCGGACGGAAAAAGAUUGCAGUUUGCCAUGAACUGUAUAAUACCAUCAGAGAUUACAAAGAUGACCACGGAAGACUUCUAUGUGAACUCUUUAUAAGAGCUCCAAAACGAAGGAACCAGCCAGACUAUUAUGAAAUUGUCACUCAGCCCAUUGACUUGAUGAAAAUACAACAAAAAUUGAAAAUGGAGGAAUAUGAUGAUGUUGAUCAGCUGACUGCAGAUUUUCAGUUGUUGUUCAACAAUGCGAAGAGCUACUACAAGUCGGACAGCCCGGAGUACAAAGCAGCCUGCAGACUGUGGGAUCUGUACCUGAGAACAAAGAACGAGUUUGUUCAGCGAGGAGAUUAUGAGGAGGAUGACGAGGAUGGGGAGGACACACAGGAAAACCCUGGAACAUCUACUGAGGAGGAGACUCCGCAAAGCUGUUUAAAAGAGAUUCUGGAGCAGCUUCUUGAAGCUGUGGUCACUAGCACUGAGCCUUCUGGACGUCUGGUCAGCGAGUUGUUUCAGAAACUGCCCUCUAAAGUGCAUUACCCAGACUAUUAUGCAAUCAUUAAAGAGCCAAUAGAUCUUAAAACAAUUGCUCAGAGGAUACAGGGUGGGUUGUAUAAAAGCGUGACUGCAAUGGCCAAGGACAUUGAUCUUUUAGCAAAAAAUGCCAAAACAUAUAAUGAACCAGGAUCCCAAGUUUUUAAGGAUGCAAACACCAUCAAGAAAAUUUUUAUUCAGAAGAAAACCGAAAUUGAGCAUGCAGAGCCUACUAAAUCGAGUCUUCGAAUCAGAAACAGGAGAUCUGCUCAAGGGGACCGCCUGUCGGCAAUAACCAUGGCUUUACAGUACGGCUCUGAGAGCGACGAGGAUGCGUUUCUAGCUGGAGCUGUCCGUUAUGAUGAAGGGGAGUCUGAAGUAGAGAGCAUGAGCUCCUGCAUGGAGAUGUCCAACCCCAUCUUCCAGCUCUAUGAGGCAGUCCGAGGUGGUCGCAACAGCCAAGGACAGCUAGUAGCAGAGCCCUUUCUCCAGUUACCUUCCAGGAAGGAAUAUCCAGAUUACUACCAACAAAUCAAACAGCCAAUCUCCCUUCAGCAAAUAAGAAACAAGAUGAAGAACAAUGAAUACGAGAAUCUGGAUCAAGUAGAUGCAGAUCUGAAUCUCAUGUUUGAAAACGCCAAGCGCUACAAUGUUCCGAACUCUGCCAUCUACAAGCGAGUCAUGAAGCUACAGCAGCUCCUGCAGGCGAAGAAAAAGGAGCUUGUGAGGAGAGACGAGACUGAGGACGGAGACAGCAUGCUCUCUUCAGCCACAUCCGACACAGGCAGCGCUAAGAGGAAGAGCAUCAAGAAAAAUGCAAAGAAGCAUCGGAUGAAAAUCCUGUACAGUUCAGUUACAGAGGCCCGUGAGCCUGGCUCAGGCAGGCGGCUGUGUGAUCUCUUCAUGGUCAAGCCCUCCAAGAAGGACUAUCCGGAUUACUAUAAAAUCAUCCUAGAGCCCGUGGACCUAAAAACAAUUGAGCACAACAUUCGCUCAGAUAAAUACCUUAGUGAGGAGGCCUUGAUCGAGGAUAUGAAGCGGAUGUUCCGCAAUGCACGCCACUAUAAUGAGGAAGGCUCCCAGGUAUACAAUGAUGCCAUCAUUCUGGAAAAAUUAUUGAAGGACAAGAGAAAAGAACUGGGAUCAUUACCUGAAGAUGAAGACAUGGCUUCCCCAAAACUGAAAAUAAGCAGAAAAAGUGGUGUUUCUCCCAAGAAGUCAAAGUACCUGACCCCUUUGCAGCAGAAACUAAAUGAGUUGUAUGAAGCUGUGAAGAACUACACAGACAAGAGGGGCCGUCGCCUGAGCGCCAUCUUCCUGAGGCUGCCUUCCAGAGCGGAGCUCCCUGACUACUAUGUGACCAUCAAAAAGCCAGUUGACAUGGAGAAGAUCAAGAGCCACAUGAUGGCCAACAAGUUCCAAGAUGUAGACUCCUUGGUGGAAGACUUUGUGCUGAUGUUUAACAAUGCUUGUACCUACAAUGAGCCAGAGUCUCUUAUUUAUAAAGAUGCUCUUGUGCUCCACAAGGUCCUGUUGGAGACUAGAAGGGACCUGGAAGGAGGGGAAGAGUAUCAUGUCCCCAAUGUGAACCUUCUGAUACAGGAGUUGAUCCACAACCUGUUUGUGUCUGUGCUGAGCCACCAGGACGAUGAAGGGCGCUGUUACAGUGACUCUCUGGCAGAGAUUCCUGGAAGAGACCCUGCUAACCCCAGCCAACCACCCUUAAACUUUGAAAUCAUCAGAAGGAACAUUGACAACAACCGUUACAGGAGGCUUGAUGUGUUCCAGGAACAUAUGUUUGAAGUUCUGGAGAAAGCAAGAAGACUCAACAGAACGGAUUCAGAAAUUUACGAGGAUGCUUUAGAGCUGCAGCAGUUCUUCAUUAAAAUCCGAGAUGAACUGUGCAAGAACGGGGAGAUCCUGCUGACUCCAGCACUCAGCUAUACAACCAAGCACCUCCACAAUGACGCAGAGAAGGAGAAGAAGGAAAAACUACCAAAAGAGAUGGAAGAAGAUAAACUGAAGAGGGAAGAAGAAAAGAAAGAAGCUGAGAAGAGCGAUGAUCAUGCUGGAGGUGCUUGGCAGUCUGGUCUUCAGCGCACAUACAGCCAGGACUGCAGCUUUAAGAACAGCAUGUAUCAUGUGGGAGACUAUGUGUACGUGGAACCAGCAGAGCCAAACCUGCAGCCUCAUAUAGUCUGCAUUGAGAGGCUCUGGCAGGAUGAUACUGGUGAGAAGUGGUUGUAUGGUUGCUGGUUUUACAGACCUAAUGAAACAUUCCACCUGGCAACACGCAAGUUCUUGGAGAAAGAAGUAUUUAAGAGCGAUUACUACAGCAAAGUCCCUGUCAGCAAAAUACUUGGAAAGUGUGUGGUUAUGUUUGUAAAGGAAUACUUUAAGCUUCAUCCUGAGGGCUUUAGGGGUGAGGAUGUGUUUGUUUGCGAGUCCCGUUAUUCAGCCAAGACCAAGUCUUUCAAGAAAAUCAAAAUGUGGACCAUGCCUCUAAGUUCUGUGAAGUUUGUCCCUCGUGACGUGCCAUUGCCAGUGGUUCGGGUUGCUUCAGUGUUCGCCAGUGCUAAUAAACAUGAAGCGGAAAAGCCUUCUGAAAUGACAGACGAAACCAAAGGCAUGGAUUGCAAUGGCAUCAUUGAUAAGGAGAAAGAAGAUGUACCUGUGGACAUGCCCAAUGGGGAGCCUGGCUGUAUAUAUUAUGAACAGCUCCAUUACAAUGAAAUGUGGAUGAAGGUCGGAGAUUGUGUCUUUAUUAAGUCCCAUGGCUUAGUACGUCGUAGAGUGGGAAGGAUUGAGAAGAUGUGGGUUCGAGACGGUGCUGCUUAUUUCUUUGGCCCUAUCUUUAUCCACCCAGAGGAGACGGAGCAUGAGCCAACCAAAAUGUUCUACAAAAAAGAAGUGUUUCUGAGUAACCUUGAAGAAACCUGCCCUAUGAACUGUGUACUAGGGAAAUGUGCUGUGUCCUCGUUUAAGGACUACCUCUCUUGCCGACCCACUGAAGUACCGGAAGAUGAUGUACUGCUCUGUGAGAGUCGCUACAAUGAAAGCGACAAGCAGAUGAAGAAGUUUAAAGGCUUGAAACGCUUCUCCCUCUCUGCAAAAGUCAUAGAUGAUGAAAUCUAUUACUUCAGAAAGCCGGUUGUACCUCAGAAGGAGCCUUCUCCGCUGCUGGAGAAGAAGAUUCAAGAGCUGGAGGCGAAGUUUGCUGAGCUAGGAGCUGACGAUGACAUGGAUAUUGGGGAAGAGGAGGGUGAGGUUAUUGAAACUCCAACUCUGCCUCAGCUACAAACUCCUAUGGCCAACGAACUGGACAUAAUGCCAUAUACUCCACCCCAGUCCACUCCGAAAUCCGUUAAAGGCAGCAGUAAGAAGGAAGGCUCCAAGAGGAAGAUCAACAUGAGUGGUUACAUUCUCUUCAGCAGCGAGAUGAGGGCAGUUAUAAAAUCCCAGAACCCGGACUUUUCUUUUGGCGAGCUCAGUCGACUGGUGGGAACUGAAUGGAGAAAUCUGGAAGCAACCAAGAAGGCAGACUAUGAAGAGCGGGCAGCAAAGGUGGCAGAGCAGCAAGAGAGAGAGCGUGCAGCUCAGCAGCAGCAGUCUGGUUCUCCUCGGGCAGGUACCCCAGUCAAUGCAUUAAUGGGAGUGGUGCCUCCCCCAACCCCCAUGGGAAUGCUAAAUCAAAAUCCUGUGUCAGGCAUGAUGGGUGGCUAUGGGCUGCCUAUGCAACCCUUACAAGGCCCAGUUGAUGGCAUGUUCAGCAUGGGCAGCAUGCAGCCACAUCACCUUGGGGUUUCUCCUUUACCCCACCAUCUUCAGCCAGGUAUGCCAGGCAUCCCAGGCCUGUCUUUUUCGGGUGUAAACUCCAUGGGAGGAGGUCCAGCAGGUGCAUAUGGACAGAUGGGCAUGCAUGGGCAGGGCCAGACGGCUCCACCUCCCUACCCAGGUCAGACAGGGCAGCCAGCACUGCAGCAGCCGUCCACGCCAAUGUUUGUGGCACCUCCUCCAAAGACACAGCGCUUACUGCACUCUGAGGCCUAUCUAAAGUACAUCGAGGGGCUUAAUUCUGAGACUGGGACUGUUAGCAAAUGGGACCAGACACUUACAGCACAAAGAAAAGAUGUCCACCUGACGAGAGAGCAGGAGGGCCGCCUGCCUGCUCAUUGGUUAAAGAGUAAGGGGGCUCACACUACCAUGACCGAUGCACUGUGGCGUCUACGAGACCUGAUGCUGCGAGAUACUUUAAAUAUCCGCCAUGCUUACAACAUAGAACAUGCUUAGCACAUGCCUCCUUCAAUUCAUGCUUCAUACAUGAUGUGUGGAAAUGUUACAGAAAGCAGCCAUUUUUAUUGUCUAAUAUAAAAACAAUUCUGUGAGGUUUUUAUAUGAGAUGCCCAAAAAAAUAAGCUUGGAUUUGACUUUUUUUUUUGUCUGUUUUUUAUUUUUUUGUGUGUGUUUGCUGAGGCAAUGACCUUUUAAUUUUGUUUUGUUUUAUUUUUUUUUACUGAUGUUAUGGUUCUUACCUGGUUAACUUUGUGGAAAUACUCUGUUUGUUGUAUUGAACCUCAUCUGAACACUUUACUAUAAAAAGCUUGAUGAGAAAAGCCA